Brassica oleracea var. oleracea is the source of this 1466-nucleotide messenger RNA. Its product is annotated as protein SOMBRERO. Lineage: Eukaryota; Viridiplantae; Streptophyta; Magnoliopsida; Brassicales; Brassicaceae. The record is from RefSeq and is a predicted model, not a curated record. The transcript is spliced from 4 exons. Gene Ontology annotation, molecular function: DNA binding. Gene Ontology annotation, biological process: regulation of DNA-templated transcription. Bases 223 to 1302 code for a protein of 359 amino acids.
UCUCUAUUAAGAAAGAAAGAAAGAGAGAUAUAGAAACCCUAACAUCGUGCCCUUGAAGCUAAGAUAUCUUCAGUUUUGUAGAAAUUCAUUGUGCUUGCUUAUUUGCCUUCUCUCUUUCAUUGUCUUCUACCUCUUGCCUCUAACAGAAGCAAUACUUUCCGGCCUCCAAGGGAAAAGGACUAAAAGGAAGUAUUUGAUUUGCUUAGAGAAGAGAACCAGAUAAUGGAGAUAGGCUCGUCGUCCACGGUGGCCGGAGGAGGACAGCUCUCGGUGCCUCCAGGUUUUCGGUUUCAUCCAACAGAGGAGGAGCUUCUAUAUUAUUACCUCAAGAAGAAGGUUUCUUAUGAACCAAUUGAUUUAGAUGUGAUUAGAGAAGUUGAUCUCAACAAGCUUGAACCUUGGGAACUUAAAGAGAAAUGCAGGAUCGGGUCGGGUCCUCAAAACGAGUGGUACUUCUUUAGCCACAAGGACAAGAAGUAUCCGACUGGGACCCGAACAAACCGGGCCACUGCAGCCGGGUUCUGGAAGGCUACUGGUAGAGACAAAUCCAUACAUCUAAACAGCUCCAAGAAGAUUGGACUUCGUAAGACUCUUGUCUUCUACACUGGUCGUGCUCCUCAUGGCCACAAAACUGAAUGGAUCAUGCAUGAAUAUCGCCUAGAUGAUACCGAAAACGAAAUACAGGAAGAUGGAUGGGUUGUAUGCAGAGUGUUCAAGAAGAAGAAUCAUUUCAGAGGAUUUCACCAAGAACCAGAUCAAGAUCAUCAUCACGAUCACCAAUACAUAAGCACCAACAAUGAUGAUCAUCAGCAGCAGCAUCACAAUGAGUCCAAUCCAAACAAUCAUUCUUCUUUGAUCUCACAUUCUCUGGAUCAUCAUCAGAAUCAUCAUCACAUGGGAAGACAGAUCCACAUGCCAUUACAUGAGUUUGCAAACACUUUAAGUCAUGGGUCUAUGCAUCUCCCUCAGCUCUUUAGCCCUGACUCGGCCCAACCGUUUGUGUCGUCAAUCAACACAACAGACAUUGAAUGCUCACAGAAUCUACUGAGGCUGACUUCUAACAACAACUAUGGUGGAGACUGGUCGUUUCUUGACAAGCUUCUGACUACAACCAACAUGAAUCACCAACACCAACAGCAACAGCAAGUGCAGAACCAUCAAGCAAAAUGUUUUGGUGAUUCGAGUAACAACGACCAGGCUGUUACUCAUGACAAUGGUGGUUCUUCUUCAUCUCCAAAUAAUCAAAGGUUCCCGUUUCACUAUCUGGGAAACAAUGCUAAUCUUCUCAAGUUCCCAAAGUAAACUAAUCAAGUUUGAUCAGUCUCAUGUUUUCAAUUUUACUCUCUUCUUUAAGCUGUGGAAGUUGUCACAGAAACAAAGUACCUGCUGUUCUUGAAAUAAGUUUUUGUUCUUUCUAUAAUUAUGUCUUUCAUUAUUGAUCUCCUGUUCUGUCUCUCCGAGGAUUA